Molecule: messenger RNA, 506 nt
Organism: Hyaloscypha bicolor E
Lineage: Eukaryota; Fungi; Ascomycota; Leotiomycetes; Helotiales; Hyaloscyphaceae
Product: putative Elongin-C
Exons: 4
Coding region: 26-343 (105 amino acids)
Biological process (GO): ubiquitin-dependent protein catabolic process
Cellular component (GO): elongin complex
Molecular function (GO): protein-macromolecule adaptor activity
Source: RefSeq, a predicted model, not a curated record
UACGAAGCCGCCCAAACAACCAACCAUGGCGAGCUCGAGCCAGAAACAAGGCUCGAGCAAGUACGUGACCCUCAUCUCCAGCGAUGGCUUUGAGUUCGUCGUCCUGCGAGAAGCUGCGUGCAUCAGCAAAGCAAUCAAGAAGAUGUUGGCUGGGAGCUUCUUGGAAACGAAACGUGGCGAUCGAUGUCAUUUUGAGGAAAUCAAUGGUAUCGUCCUGGAAAAAGUCGCCGAGUACUUCUGCUACAACCACAAGAAUCGGAAUCGAGAAGACGUACCUGACAUGGAGAUCCCGCCUGAACUUUGCUUGGAAUUAUUGAUGGCGGCGGAUUAUUUAGACACAUGAGGAACGUAGCUGUGGCAUGUAACGGCGUUAAUGGAACACAUAGGUACAGGUAGACCGGCGCAUGGUGGCUUCUUCGACGCAUUCUACCAAAUGGAAAGAGAUGAAUCUGACUCCCAGCCAUGCUAUCAACGUGCUUGUCCAAAAGGACACAACUCCAUCUGAG